UAGAGCUGAACGCAGAUGGAAGAGGGACAAACUGCAGAUAAAAUUUACAUCCAGAAGAGGGCGCUGUUGGAGCUACGCUCCCUCGGUUUUCCUAAGCGGUGCCCAAAAACAAGCAUGGCGGCUUCCAGUGUGUUCCGACCGGGCUUGUUCAACCAUAAAGUUGCAAUAGUGACGGGUGGAGGCACCGGGAUCGGUAAAGCUAUCUCUGCGGAGCUGCUGGAGCUGGGCUGCAGUGUGGUGAUCUCCAGCAGAAAGGCAGACAGGCUGGAGGCAGCAGCUCGGGAGAUGAGACAGAAAAUCCCUCCCUCCAGUCCUGCAAGUGUCACUGCUCUGCCCUGUAACAUCCGCAGCGAGGAGGAGGUGAAGGCUCUUGUGUCAUCAGUGCUGAAGCGAUACGGCCGUAUAGACUUUCUGGUGAACAACGGAGGAGGUCAGUUCAGUAGCCCUGCAGAAGACAUGUCCUCUAAGGGCUGGAAGGCUGUGGUAGACACCAACCUGACAGGAACCUUCCACUGCUGCAAGGAGGUCUACACAGCAUGGAUGAAGGAGCACGGAGGAGCCAUCGUCAGCAUCAUCGCUAACAUGUGGAACGGCUUCCCGGGGAUGGCCCACACAGGAGCAGCGAGGGCAGCGGUGGAUAACUUAACUAAGAGUCUCGCCAUCGAGUGGGCAGCCUCGGGGGUCCGAAUCAACGCUGUUGCACCUGGUACAAUCUUUUCCAAAACUGCGAUGGAGAACUAUAAAGAGUAUGGACCACAUCUUUUCAAGAUGUCUGUUCCAUUCACUCCUGCAAAGAGGCUGGGAGUGCCCGAAGAGGUCUCAUCUGUGGUGUGUUUCCUGCUCUCUCCUGCUGCUUCCUACAUUUCUGGAGCCACGUUGAAGGUCGAUGCGGGACAAAGUUUGUAUAAGUCCAUGUGGGAGAUACCGAACCACAGUGCAUGGCCUGAGGCUCCAGAGGGGGAGAACCUGGAUGCUCUGAAUGAACUGGUCGACCCAAAAAGCAAACUCUGAUUCACUCAUGGGACGUGCGAGAGCACAAAAUCCCCAUAUACAGAACGUCUGUAUAUGUAGUGUGUGACUGAUUAUUAAGAAUUUGCACAUGAUUGUAUGUAAUUAAUAGCACUACAAGUGUCCAGAGGUAAAGAUUUGUAACAUGCAAACUUUUGAAAUGUACAUAUCAUUUUUCUCUCCAAUUCUCUUGUCAGCAAGUCUAUGAGUAAAAUUUAAUAAAACUGUAAAACAGAACAA
Messenger RNA from Oreochromis aureus, 1248 nucleotides. Its product is annotated as peroxisomal trans-2-enoyl-CoA reductase-like. Gene Ontology annotation, molecular function: trans-2-enoyl-CoA reductase (NADPH) activity. Bases 16 to 1011 code for a protein of 331 amino acids. Gene Ontology annotation, biological process: phytol metabolic process. NCBI's taxonomy places the organism in Eukaryota, Metazoa, Chordata, Actinopteri, Cichliformes, Cichlidae. The record is from RefSeq and is a predicted model, not a curated record. The transcript has 9 exons. Gene Ontology annotation, cellular component: peroxisome.